AUGGAUCUGUACUGCGUGACCGAAACUUCGUUUGCAAAACUUUCAGUGAUCAACUUUUUCCCCAAUUGGGGAUUUGGGGAAAUCGGCGUGAAAAAGGCCCUAACGUCUUUGGCGGCCAACGGAGUUGAGUUGUCGCGAGAUCAGUGGAUCAAAGACGCCAUCGAAGCGGAAAAGGCAGGUUCCGUGCUCACCUGUCAAGCAAUCACCAAACACGUAAUCGGAAUCGAUGUUGAAGAAGAAGACAAGAAAGACACUUGGCUGGAAGACGCUGACCAAUGCGCCACAGAAGGUGCAAUCGAAUGCGCCCGAGCCGUGUACGCCCACGCUCUAUCAGUCUUCCCGACGAAGAAGAGUAUUUGGACGAGAGCAGCUUACUUCGAGAAGCAACACGGAACCCGGGAAACCCUGGAACUAUUGCUCGACAAAGCAGUGGAAAGUUGUCCGAAGGCUGAAGUGCUUUGGUUGAUGGGGGCCAAGUCCAAGUGGAUGGCUGGGGAUGUUCAGGCGGCCAGGAGUCAGUUGUCGCGAGCAUUCAGGGCUAAUCCAAACGCGGAAGAGAUCUGGCUUGCGGCUGUCAAGUUGGAGAGCGAGAAUAACGAGUAUGACCGAGCGAGGAAGCUGCUUUUUAAAGCCCGCACAUCCGCCCCGACUGCCCGUGUAUUGAUGAAAUCUGCAAAAUUGGAGUGGUCACUGGGAAACCUCGACGGUGCGCUCGAGUUGGUGGAAGAAGGUCUGAAGCAGUUUCCAGAUUUCCCGAAAUUGCACAUGAUGCGGGGACAGAUUCACUAUUGUCAGAAAAACCUUGCUGGUGCGAGAGAAGCUUACGGAGAAGCUGUGAAGAAAUGCACGACGUGUGUGCCGUUGUGGUUGCUGUCAUCGAGACUGGAGGAAUCCUGCGGAAAUUUGACCAAGGCACGAUCGAUAAUUGAGAAAGCGAGAUUGCGAAACCCGCAAAAUCCUGAACUGUGGUUGGAAGCCGUUCGAAUCGAACGAAGAGCCGGAUUUACUGAUAUCGCUAAUGCUAUGAUGGCACGAGCCAUGCAAGAAUGCCCUAAUUCUGGAUUAUUGUGGGCGGAAGCGAUUUUCAUGGAGCCUCGUCCGCAGAGAAAGACGAAAAGCGUUGAUGCCAUGAAGAAAUGUGAUCACGAUCCUCAUGUACUGCUUGCUGUUUCCAAGUUGUUUUGGGCAGAGCGUGCGAUCACGAAAUGCCGAGAGUGGUUCGGAAGAGUUGUCAAGUUGGACCCGGAUUUCGGCGAUGCAUGGGCUCACUGGUACGCAUUCGAACUGCAGCACGGGAAUUUGGAAUUUCAGGCUGAGGUGAUGAAGCGUUGUCUGGAAGCUGAGCCGAGACAUGGCGAGGAGUGGUGCAAAGUUGCGAAGGACAUGAAGAAUUGGUGUUUGAAACCUAACGAAAUUCUCCCGAUCGUGGCGGGAAAGCUAGUCGCACCUGUUUGAAAAUUUUUAGUUCAAUUUAAUCUAGUUUUUUUUUCAUUCUGUUUUCUGUUGUUGAUAUUUUACCGAUUUUGAAAUGAACGCUCGUGGAUGAACGAAUUGCACCUGAGUUUCACGGAA
Messenger RNA from Notodromas monacha, 1572 nucleotides. The record is from the annotation of a GenBank genome assembly. NCBI's taxonomy places the organism in Eukaryota, Metazoa, Arthropoda, Ostracoda, Podocopida, Cyprididae.